Protopolystoma xenopodis is the source of this 402-nucleotide messenger RNA. The record is from the annotation of a GenBank genome assembly. NCBI's taxonomy places the organism in Eukaryota, Metazoa, Platyhelminthes, Monogenea, Polystomatidea, Polystomatidae.
AUGCUCCUGGCCACCUCUUACACUCUUCCGGACGGUGAGGCCCGCGUUUCUCCUCUGCUGGUCCCCGAAAGGUUGCACCAACCAGGCCUUCGAGUCGCUUUCUUCCCGUUCAAUAUCAGCCACUCUGACUUCACCCCUGGUGCACCAUGUGCCUCUCUCAAAUUGAAGACCUGGGAGGAUAUUGCUGGCCGACUCCGAGUAUCUGUAAAGGAUGGCAUCGGUUUAGUUAUUUGGCGCGAGACUUCUGACUCCUCCCAUUCUAUUACCACCUCUGAAGUUGCACCUAUUAAAUCAUCUGAGGGCCUAUCUCUUGGAAUAUGGCGCCUGGCUGGCCUAAUGGGACAGAAUUUAUACGAAAUUUACACGGCAGAUGGUGUGCCUAGUGGAACGCCAAUCAAAUAG